CUGAUUCUACUGUUAUCUCUAGGCGGGAAAGUCCCAGAGAUAACGUGGUUGGAGUUGAUUCUUUGAGUGGUUCAGUUGUGUUCACACUUAUAAUAAUUUUAAUAUUAAAGUUUACGGAUAAUUUGUUAUUCAAUUAGACAUGCCUAACCCAGAGAUUACUUCAACAAAUGUUAACUCUAAUGGUCAUUCUGAUAAAAAAGAAUCUUUAAAUGCACCCUCAAAUGAACAAAAUAAUAAGAAGGAAAAUGUUGAUGAAAUGCAAUAUAUUGACCAUUUAAAAAAAAUAUUAUCAUCAGGUGUGAAGAAAGAUGAUAGAACUGGUGUUGGCACAUUAUCGAUUUUUGGUGCUCAAAUGCGUUAUUCUUUAAGAGAUGGUAUUCUACCAUUACUUACUACAAAGAAAGUUUAUUGGCGUUCUGUUCUUAAAGAACUGAUUUGGUUUAUCAGUGGAUCAACAAAUGCUAAAGUUCUAUCUGAGAACAAUGUACACAUUUGGGAUAAGAACAGCUCUAGAGAAUUCUUGGAUAGCUUGAACUUCACUGAUAGAGAAGAAGGUGACCUGGGUCCAGUUUAUGGCUUUCAAUGGAGGCAUUUCGGUGCCAAAUAUGAAAAUAUGCAUUCCGAUUACAAAGGUCAGGGUGUUGACCAGCUGCAAAACAUCAUUAAGAUGUUAAAAGAGAACCCAGAUGACAGGAGGAUGAUCCUGUCCGCUUGGAACCCUGUUGAUCUUCCUCAAAUGGCUUUGCCUCCAUGCCAUUGCCUCGCACAGUUUUAUGUUGCCAAUGGAGAAUUGUCUUGCCAACUAUACCAAAGAUCAGCUGAUAUGGGAUUGGGCGUUCCAUUUAAUAUUGCUAGUUAUGCAUUUUUAACUCACAUGAUUGCGCACAUCGUUGAUUUAAAGCCUGGUGAUUUCAUCCAUACUUUAGGUGAUAGCCAUAUCUAUUUGAAUCAUGUAAAAUCUUUGGAGGUUCAAAUAACUCGAGUUCCUAAACCCUUCCCUACAAUCUCAUUUAAAAGAAAGAUCGAAAAUAUUGAUGAUUUCAAAUUUGAAGACAUAAUAGUGUCAAACUACAAUCCUGAUGCAAAAAUAGACAUGGAAAUGGCUGUUUGAUUCCAUCCAGAGACAAUUGUUCUCUUUACAUGGUUGCCUAUUAUGAUUCAGAGCAGAGGUCAGUCAAUUUUAAGAAAAAUUUAAUUAAUUAAGUUAAUUUUUCAUCUUUAGGUUUUAAAUUGUACCCUUAAACCUCAAAUACAUUUUUUUUUUUUUAAAUGCCAAAUUUCUUUGACUUUCUCUAAUCCUCAAGUUAUAUCUUUCAUUAUAAUUAUUUUCUCUUUAGAACAUUAGAUAUUUCAGAUUACUUAAUACUUUGCAAACUUUCGGUGUCCAGCAGGAAUUUUCUAAUUAGGCUGAAGAAGGAAGACAAAGCCUGGACUUGGGCCAAUUAGACAACUAUACAAUUACAUACAACAAUUAGACAAUAUACUAAUUGUCUAAUUGUUGGAAGAAGCAUGGAUGAACUUUUAGGCAGUGAUCCUGAGUGCAGCAGAAGUAGUUUGUGGGAAGGUGACAGAGGAAAAAAGACUAAAUGGUGGGCGCAGGUUUUGAGGAAAGGUGUGAGAAAGAAGAAACACCUUUGGAGAAGCUACCUGGGAGAGAAAAAUCGGGAAAGCUAUGAAAAGUAUAAGGUGCAGAGGAAGAAAGUGAAGGAGAAACAGAAAGAAUUUAUGGAAGAACAAGCAAAAACUGUUCUACAAAGUUUUGAGAAAUGUGAAGAAAUGCCCUAUAAAGUUUAUAAAGGCUAAGGACCGGCAAAUAAUAAGUGAGCCGAAGCGAAUAUUGGAAAGAUGGAGGAAAUACUUUAGAGAGUUACUGGAUGGGAAUGAUAGGAGCGAAGAACUGGAAAAUUUCCAGGAGAUAAAUGAGGAUAGUGUGGAGCUGCAGCAAGAAAAAGGCGACCUGGUAGAAAAAGAGGAAAUGUGAGAUGCAUUGGAUAGGAUGAAGCUGGGAAAGGCAGCAGGUCAUGUUGGAAUAACACCCGAGAUGCUUAGAUAUAUGAGGGAGGCAGGAGACGAAUUACUCUUCGGGGUAUUAAAAUUGGCCUAGAAAGAUAAGAAGAUUCCGAAAGAUUGGAAAUCUCAAUCAUUGUCCCAAUCUUCAAGAAAGGUGAUACUCGAGAAUGUGCCAAUCAUAGAGACAUUGCUUUGCUGAGUGUCCCAGGUAUAAUAUACUCACGUAUUUUGGAAAGAAAAUUGAGGAACGAGGUAGAACACCAUCUGGACGAGGAGCAGAGUGGCUUACGACCAGGCAUGAGUACUCAAGAUCACAUCUUUGCGCUACGCCAAAUAUGUGAGAAAUUCAUCGAGUAUGAUAAAGAGUUUACCUGUGCUUUAGACUUGGAGAAGACGUUCAACAGGAUACCUUGAAAUGAAUUAUGGACUUCACUCAGGAAUAAACAAGUGUCUGAGGCUCUUAUACAGAGAAUUAAAUCAUUCUAUUAGAUCUGCAGAAACUAUGUUAGAACGUCCCAUCAAACAUCUGCUGAAUUUGUCACUACAAUGGGAGUCAGGCAGGGAGACAUAGGAAGCCCUCUAUAUUUUAUCACCCUCAUGGAUGAUGUUAUUAGGGAAUGUAAGAGGAAAACAAGGAAGACACCACUUGGAUAUUGGAAAUUGCAACCUGUCAAUUGUUCAUCGUUUGCAUUUGCUGAUGACAUUACGCUAAUAGCUGACACUAAAGAAAAGUUUCAGGCAAAUUUAAAUGUCUGGACUGAAGAGUUAGCAAAAAGAAAUAUGGUCAUUAGCACUUCCAAGACAAGGUGUAUGCUGGUGUCCAGAAACAAGAAGGAUUUUGGGAUUCACAUUCAUUAGGAGAUGAUACAGCUGGUUCCUGAUUCCUACAUUCAAGUAUUUGGGUGUGAUGAACAGUGAGAGCGGGAAGAUCAGAGAUGAAAUUAAUAAGAGAGUUGCCACUUCAGGAAGGAUGUUCUCUGUCAUCAAUAGGAAGUUUUUAAGUAAGAGAGAAGUGGAAAAAGAAACAAAACUAGCCGUCUAUCGCUUGAUGUUCGUUCCUAUACUCCCCUGGGCCUGAAGCAACAUGAUCGCAGUCGCCUCCAAAGCAUGGAAAUGAGAUAUCUUAGAAAAAUUGAGAGAAAGACCAAGAGAGGCCGAAUAUGUAACACAACUAUACGGACUACACUAAAAAUUGAACCUCUCAACCAGAUAAUAGAGAAAGGGCAACUUGAUGGUUCGUUCAUGUAAUGAGGAUGGAUGACUGCGUUUAGCAAAGAAAAUUGUGAAGGCUAAACCAACGGAAAAACGGCCUAGAGGAAACCAAGAAUUACGUGAAAAGAUAAUUUGAAGAAUAUUCUUAAAGACAGAGGAAUUGGAUGACCGGAAGCCAGAAGAGCAGUCCUCAACAGAAACUGAUAGAAAUCCUUGUACAAAAAUCUCUGCACCGAAAGGUAAAAGAGAAUAUUGAAUAAGAAGAAGAAGAAAAAAGAAGACUAUGUUUAUUUUUAUAAAACUUGAAUUGCCUAUUGUUAUGCUUUUGUCAUGUUUAAUUAAUAUUUAUGAUUCAAAGGGCAUUGUAAUUUAACUUUCAAUAAACUAUUUAUUAAUUGAAUUAUCAAGUGCUAUGUAUGAAUUGUACAAAUAAAUAGAUCCUUAUUAAUUAUUCUUGAAAUAUAUGAUUUUG
Messenger RNA from Nezara viridula (southern green stink bug), 3694 nucleotides. The record is from the annotation of a GenBank genome assembly. NCBI's taxonomy places the organism in Eukaryota, Metazoa, Arthropoda, Insecta, Hemiptera, Pentatomidae.